Messenger RNA from Phragmites australis (common reed), 3899 nucleotides. Its product is annotated as protein transport protein SEC24 B-like. The transcript is spliced from 24 exons. Gene Ontology annotation, biological process: COPII-coated vesicle cargo loading; intracellular protein transport; endoplasmic reticulum to Golgi vesicle-mediated transport. Gene Ontology annotation, cellular component: endoplasmic reticulum exit site; COPII vesicle coat. NCBI's taxonomy places the organism in Eukaryota, Viridiplantae, Streptophyta, Magnoliopsida, Poales, Poaceae. The record is from RefSeq and is a predicted model, not a curated record. Gene Ontology annotation, molecular function: zinc ion binding; SNARE binding. Bases 77 to 3421 code for a protein of 1114 amino acids.
UCGACAUAAAGGCCACCUCCAUUUUCUCCUUCCUCUCCCACCUCCUCUCCUCAGAUCCCGAUCUCCCUCCCGACCCAUGGCGUCGUCGUCGCCGCCGGCGCCUCCCACGUCGAGGCCGCCGCCGCCAUUCGCCCCGCAAAACCCUAAACCGGUGCCCGGCUCCCUCCCGGCGGCCUUCUCCAGCAUGCAGAUCUCCCGCGCGCCCCCGCCCUUCGCAGCCCCCGGCGGGCCGCCUCCCGGGAACGGCCCCGCCGCGACCUCGUCGAUCCGCGCGCCGCCUCCCGGCGCCCGACCGUUCCUUGGCAGCCUUCCGCCUCCACCGUUCGCCGCCCGGCCUGCAGCACCCUUGCAGCAGCCUCCGCCUCCCUUCGGCGGCCCGCCGGCCACGCUGGCGUCGCAGCCCCAGAUGCAGAUGCAGCGGCCCACAUUCGGUGGUCUGCUGUCCGGUCCGCGGUCGCAGGUGCAGCGGGCACCAUUCGGUGAACCGCCCUCGGGAGUACCGCAGCAGCCGCCGUCGUUCGGUGGGCCGCCCGCGGCUGCGUCUCAACCUGACCCGUUCAGUGGGCCACCCGCGGCGACGUCUCAGCCACCCCCGUUCGGCGGACCACCUGCAGCGGUGUCACAGCUUUCCCCGUUUGGCGGGCCUCCUCCAGCAGCAGCACCAGCUCAACCGGCUCCGAUCGGCGGGGCGCUGUAUUCCGCAGCUCAGCCACCACCAUUUGGUGGGCCGCCGGGGGCAGUGCCUCAAACAGCACCCUCUGGCGGGUUGAGACCGCCAUUUGGUUGGCCACCAGCACAGUCGCAGCAGGUGCAGUUUGGUGGGCCACCGCAGUUUGGAGGACCAAGACCAGGUGCGCAGCCUCCGCCAUUUGGGGCUCAGGCUGCGCCUAUCUCGCAGGCACCACCAUUCAUGGGGCCUCCAGGGGGUAAUGCUCCAACAUUUGUGCCUCCAGGGUGGCAGGGCCAAUCACGACCAGGAGCUGUGCCUGGUGGUAUGCAGCCAUCUAUGAGAAUGUCUGGCAUGCCUGGUGGCAUGGCGCCCAAUGCCCUUGGCCAAGGGAUGCUGCCUGCGUCAACACCCACCAUGCCAUACUCUCCCCAUGCUGGAGCCCAGGUCUCAACCCCAUCCAAAAUUGACCCUAAUCAAAUUCCACGGCCAAUUCCUGAGACAUCGGUCAUCAUCUUUGAGACCCGGCAAGGUGGCCAAGCUGCUGUCCCACCGGCUGCCUCCAGUGAAUUUAUCGUGAAGGACACUGGCAAUUGCAACCCCCGUUUGAUGAGGUGCACCAUGAAUCAGAUACCAUGUACAGGGGAUCUCCUGACAACAUCAGGAAUGCCAUUGGCCUUGUUGGUGCAACCUUUCGCUCUUCCUCAUCCAUCCGAGGAGCCUAUCCAGCUUGUAGAUUUUGGAGACAUGGGCCCCAUUAGGUGUUCGCGCUGCAAAGCAUACAUAAAUCCUUUCAUGAGAUUCAUUGAUCAAGGGAAACAGUUUAUAUGUAACUUAUGUGGAUUUAGCAAUGAUACUCCAAGGGAGUACUUCUGCAACUUGGGCCCUGAUGGUAGGCGACGUGAUGCCGAUGACAGGCCUGAGUUAUGUAGAGGAACAGUUGAAUUCAUUGCAACCAAGGAGUUUCUGGUUCGUGACCCAAUGCCUGCUGUAUAUUUCUUCCUUAUUGAUGUCUCCAUGAAUGCUGUACAUACCGGUGCAACUGCUGCAGCCUGCAGUGCAAUUUCCCAGGCCCUUUCAGACCUUCCUGAAGGCCCUCGAACUAUGGUUGGAAUUGCUACAUUCGAUUCUGCUAUUCACUUCUACAGCCUUAAACGAGCUCAACAACUGCCUUUGAUGCUUAUUGUUCCUGAUGUCCAAGAUGUGUACACUCCACUUCAAACGGACCUAAUUCUCCCAAUUUCUGAGUGCUGUGAGAAUUUGGAGCAACUACUGGAGAGCAUCCCAAACAUGUUUGAGAACAACAGGGUUGCUGAUUCGGCAUUCGGUGCUGCUAUGAAGGCAAGUUUUCUAGCUAUGAAGUCAACUGGUGGAAAGUUGCUUGUGUUUCAGUCAGUGCUACCAUCAGUUGGGAUUGGUUCAUUGUCUGCUAGGGAAGCUGAUGGUAGAUCAAAUAUUUCCACUGCAGAUAAGGAAGCACAUAAGCUCCUGCAGCCUGUUGAUAAGACUCUCAAGACAAUGGCACUAGAAUUUGCUGAGUACCAAGUUUGUGUAGAUGUGUUCCUUACCACACAGUCAUAUGUAGAUAUUGCUUCAAUAUCAGUUGUUCCCAAUACCACUGGUGGCCGGGUUUACUACUAUUAUCCAUUUUCUGCUCUUUCUGAUCCAGCCAAACUCUUUAACGAUCUCAGAUGGAAUAUUAGUAGACCCCAGGGCUUUGAGGCUGUCAUGCGUGUCAGGUGCAGUCAGGGGCUUCAAGUUCAAGACUAUUUUGGCAAUUUCUGCAAGCGUGUCCCUACUGAUAUUGAUCUUCCUGCGAUUGACUCGGACAAAACCAUAAUGGUUACCUUUAAGCAUGAUGACAAAUUGCAGGAAAAUUCAGAAUGUGCUUUCCAGUGUGCACUGCUUUACACAACAGUAUUUGGGCAAAGAAGGAUACGGGUCAUAAACCUCUCGCUUUCAUGCACAAAUAUGCUCAGCAACCUUUUCCGAUAUGCUGAUCUGGAAACACAAUUCACAUAUGUUGUAAAGCAAGCUGCAAAUGGCAUUCCAUCAACUCCUCUAUCUCAAGUUAGGGACCAAGUAACAAAUACAUGUAUCAGUAUCCUCCAGUCCUACCGAAAAUAUUGUACAUCUGUAAGUUCUUCUGGGCAGUUGAUUCUUCCGGAGGCUCUGAAACUUCUGCCGUUGUAUACUCUAGCAUUAACUAAAAGCAUAGGAUUGUGCAAUGAUGGGAGAUUGGAUGAUCGGUCCUAUUGGGCCUCUAUUGUCUCUUCAAUUUCUGUGUUACUAGCUAUUCAAUUGGUGUUUCCUAGGAUGAUUGCCCUCCACGAUCUUACAUCAAGGGAUGAUGAUGAUUCCCUCAUACCGAGUCCCCUUACACUCAAUAGUGAGAAUAUACAUGAUGAUGGAGUUUAUUUGUUGGAAAAUGGUGAGGAUGGUUAUAUUUAUGUUGGUAAUUCGGUAGACCCUGUCACCAUCGAGCAAAUAUUCGGUGUCUCGUCUUUGGCUGGAGUAUCAAAUCAGUUGGUACUGGAGCAAUUUGAUAAUGAACUCUCUAGGAAAGUAAAUGAGGUGGUGAAUGAAAUAAGGCGUCAGAGAUGCUCUUACUUGAGAUUGAGACUAUGCAAAAAGGGUGACCCAUCUGGAGAUUUCUUCCGUUCACUAUUGGUUGAGGACAAGGCACCGGGCGGCCUUUCCUAUGUUGAGUUCCUUGUACAUGUUCACAGGCAAAUCCAAAGCAAGAUGACCUGAGGUGACCCACCUCAUUGUUGUAAUAUUUUGGUUGGUAGGAGCCCAGAAGAAAUCGAUUUCUGCAUGAGGAAAAAACUGAACAAACGAACCGGGGACUCUCCAAAGCGCAACCUGAUUCGCACUUGGAGGGCCGUUGCAGAAUCGACAGGAUUCUGCAACCUCUUAGCUUAGGCGAUAUAUGUUUCUGUACAGAGAUGAGUGAAAUCUUGUCUUAGAAUGUGAAAGUAUUUAUUUUGGUUGUGAACAGCGGCUGUAUUAUGUCCAGAGGAAGCUUAUAGAGGAAUUGGGCAAAUAAUGUUGUAUGGUUACCCCUGCGAGUCAUAUGGUUGUAGUGGAUGUUCAUAGAAUAAAUGAUUCACAAGAAGCAGGUGAAUAUCAUGAUUCAUGGUCCCCAAUUGUUUUGGUUUUAACCCCAUUGGUACUUGCAAGAAUGAAGCUGACAACCAUACGCUAUUCCCGCCUUCAUUCUGUUUCGCUA